UAGUCAUUGCAUGCGAUCAUCAUUCUCAAAGCCGCUGUUCACUUCUAAGAUCACUUUAACACCGCCCUAAAAACAUGAUUCAAAUUCGACACAAACCUUCAAAUAGAAAAGACGUGUCACCAUGCUUCAGGACGUUAUGGACACGGGAGAGUCGAUGGUCAAAAUACUGAAAAGCAGCAAAGCUGACGAUGAAUUAAGAAAAGUGAGAGAAAAACAGCAGUCUUUCUUUGAGCGACACAUGGACACGAUGAAAACCAUCACACUGGUGUUAAACGGUGUAGUUCAGUGUGAGGAUGAGGCGAGCCAGAAGCUGCUGGACAUGGAGGGGCAGAAGAGCCAGGCAGAGUGGGAACUGGACAGCCUGGAGCAGGAGCUGCAGCAGUAUACAGCAAGGAGCCAGAACAUGGACUCUGAACUACAGUUCCUGCAGAGGGAGCUGGAGAGUCUGCGUGACUCGGAGCAGGAGCUGCAGACCCUGCAGCAGGAGGUUGAUGAUGACACUACGGAGGUCAUCCCAUCAGCCUUAUACGUGGCCCAGUUGUACCACAAGGUGACCAAGAUCAAGUGGGAGUAUGACACGGAGCCACACAUUCUGAGAGGAGUGCACUAUGGAGCUGACCUGGCCACACCAAUCAACAUAGACACCUCUGUGCGGUCUCGGUGUUCAGUCAGUGAUGAGCUGUGGAACUUUGUCAACACUGAAUGGUAGAAGAGAUCAAAGGAAAGUUGCCAUAUUUGUCCAGUAGUUGUUUGUCCUGUAGUUGGAUUGUCUGUGUGUUGUAAUACAUUUGUUUUAUACUAAGAUUGUAUUCCUAUUGUUGGUAUUGACUUCCAUGACAUUUUUUAAUAUUGAAUAAAGUAGUGUUCCUAAGCAUCACAUUUCCUAGAACACUUAUUUGAGUAGUAACCUAUAACCCUAGCUUUUAUUUGUAUCUACUUUCACCAUAGUCAUUAUGAUUUUUAUAAAGACUAUUUUCUCCCAAUAGGUCAUUGCAAGCCCACUGCUUUUUGAUACAGUACUGAAAUUACUGUAUUGAAAAGUUGGGUGCUGCUCACCUUUUUAAUGCAAUAAAUGUCCAAUGUGAAGGUGUGCUUAUGCAACAGACAGUAUUCUGUACUGCGUUACAGCAACAACAACAAAAAUUAAAUAACUUUUAUUUACAAA
Messenger RNA from Oncorhynchus masou masou (cherry salmon), 1165 nucleotides. Its product is annotated as kinetochore protein Spc24-like. Lineage: Eukaryota; Metazoa; Chordata; Actinopteri; Salmoniformes; Salmonidae. The transcript is spliced from 6 exons. Gene Ontology annotation, molecular function: microtubule binding. Bases 122 to 709 code for a protein of 195 amino acids. The record is from RefSeq and is a predicted model, not a curated record. Gene Ontology annotation, cellular component: Ndc80 complex. Gene Ontology annotation, biological process: chromosome segregation.